Molecule: messenger RNA, 517 nt
Organism: Vigna unguiculata (cowpea)
Lineage: Eukaryota; Viridiplantae; Streptophyta; Magnoliopsida; Fabales; Fabaceae
Product: putative disease resistance RPP13-like protein 1
Source: RefSeq, a predicted model, not a curated record
AUUUUCACAAUCCUUUCAUCUCUUUGAUUUCGCCACUUCCUUUCCAACCAUGCCGGUCCUAGAAACACUUGGUGGUGCUCUUUUUGGUGUUGUUCUUCAGCUGCUAUUUGACAAGCUGGAUUCACAUCAAGUUCUGGGCUACUUCCGCCAGAGGGAUCUCGAUGAAAAGUUGCUGAAGAAGUUGAAGAGGAAGUUGAUGGACGUUAAUGCUGUGAUUGAUGAUGCAGAACAAAAGCAGUUCAGUAAUUCAUUGGUCAAAGAAUGGCUUGAUGAGGUUAGAGAUGCCUUAUAUGAUGCAGAGGAUCUGUUGGAGCAAAUAAAUUAUGAAUUCUCCAAAACUGAGUUGAAGGUUGACUUCAAGACCACUCCUAGCAAGGUACGCAGUUUUGAAUCCAAGAUGAAAGACGUCCUAGACGAUCUAGAAUCUAUUUUGAACCAAAAGAUUGUUUAAGAUUUCAAAAUUUCUAGUGGUGUUAGAACUGGGUUGGGUAAUGAAGUGUCAGAGAAAAAAGUUGAA